CGAGGUUCUGUGGCGUGCGGGGUGCCCGGCCCCUCCCCCCGCCCCCCUCGGCUGCUCGCGGCACCGGGCACCACAGCGAGGCCGGGCCGGGCAGCCGUUGGGGGUCAGGAGCCGCCGGUAUCCGCCGUGGGGCUGGGGCCCCCGCGGGCCGCCGCGAUGAAGUGACAGCGGGCGGGCUGUGCGGCUGCCGGGCGGCCCCCUGUGCCCGCGGGGAGGGGGUGGCGCUGCCGGCGCGGACCCGAGCCGAGCGGCCGCGCCAUGAGCUACCAGCAGCAGCUGGCCAACUCGGCAGCCAUCCGCGCCGAGAUCCAGCGCUUCGAGUCCGUGCACCCCAACAUCUACUCCGUCUACGAGCUGCUGGAGCGGGUGGACGAGCCGGCGCUGCAGGGCCAGCUCCGCGAACAUGUCAUCGCCAUCGAGGAUGCUUUUGUAAAUAGCCAGGAGUGGACACUAAGUCGAUCUGUACCAGAGCUGAAAGUGGGAAUUGUGGGGAAUUUAGCUAGUGGCAAGUCUGCACUUGUGCACCGGUAUCUAACUGGUACAUAUGUCCAGGAGGAAUCACCUGAAGAUAUGGAUGCAGGUGGGAGAUUCAAGAAAGAGAUAGUAGUUGAUGGACAAAGCUAUCUGCUGCUGAUUAGAGAUGAAGGGGGCCCUCCAGAGGCACAGUUUGCCAUGUGGGUCGAUGCUGUUAUAUUUGUCUUCAGCUUGGAAGACGAAAUAAGCUUCCAGACAGUUUACCACUACUACAGUCGUAUGGCUAACUAUCGUAACACUAAUGAAAUCCCAAUGGUACUAGUGGGAACCCAGGAUGCUAUAAGCUCUAAUAAUCCACGUGUUAUUGAUGAUGCCAGAGCAAGAAAGCUGUCGAACGAUUUGAAGAGAUGCACUUACUAUGAAACCUGUGCUACUUACGGGCUGAAUGUGGAAAGGGUCUUCCAAGAUGUUGCCCAGAAGAUUGUGGCAACAAGGAAGAAACAGCAGCUUUCAAUAGGCCCCUGCAAAUCUUUACCAAACUCUCCAAGUCACUCGUCUGUGUGUUCUGCCCAGGUUUCUGCUGUACAUAUCAGCCAGACCAGUAAUGGAGGAGGGAGCUUAAGUGAUUAUUCCUCCUCUGUUCCAUCAACUCCAAGCACCAGUCAGAAGGAGCUACGGAUUGAUGUUCCUCCCACUGCCAACACUCCAACACCCGUUCGUAAACAGUCCAAGCGCCGAUCCAACCUCUUCACGUCUCGGAAAGGGAGUGAUCCAGACAAAGAGAAGAAAGUCCUGGAGAGCAGAACAGAUAGCAUUGGAAGUGGCCGUGCAAUCCCAAUUAAACAGGGUGUGCUGCUAAAGCGAAGUGGCAAGUCAUUGAAUAAAGAGUGGAAGAAGAAAUACGUUACGUUGUGUGACAACGGUGUACUGACCUAUCAUCCCAGUUUACAUGACUAUAUGCAGAACGUUCACGGAAAAGAAAUCGACCUUUUGAGGACUACUGUGAAAGUGCCAGGAAAGAGGCCACCUCGAGCGACGUCAGCUUGUGCACCCAUCUCCAGUCCCAAAACCAAUGGUAUGUCCAAAGACAUGAGCAGUUUACACAUCUCUCCUAAUUCAGGAAAUGUGACUACUAGUACGUCUGUGUCUCAGAUGGCAAGUGGGAUCAGUCUAGUCUCCUUCAACAGUCGCCCCGAUGGUAUGCAUCAGCGUUCCUACUCAGUUUCCAGUGCUGACCAAUGGAGUGAGGCAACAGUUAUUGCAAACUCUGGCAUCAGCAGUGAUACUGGUUUGGGAGAUUCUGUGUGUUCAAGUCCAAGUAUAUCCAGUACCACAAGUCCCAAACUGGAUCCUCCUCCCUCCCCUCAUGCCAACAGAAAGAAACAUCGUAGGAAGAAAAGCACUAGCAAUUUUAAAGCUGACGGUAUCUCAGGCACUGCUGAAGAACAAGAAGAAAACUUUGAGUUUAUUAUCGUUUCCCUCACCGGCCAGACCUGGCACUUUGAAGCAACCACAUAUGAAGAAAGAGAUGCGUGGGUACAAGCCAUAGAGAGUCAGAUCCUGGCCAGUUUACAGUCGUGUGAGAGCAGUAAGAAUAAGUCCCGACUGACAAGUCAGAAUGAGGCCAUGGCCCUUCAGUCAAUAAGAAACAUCAGAGGCAAUUCUCACUGUGUGGACUGCGAGGCACAAGACCCUGACUGGGCCAGUCUGAAUCUGGGAGCCCUCAUGUGUAUUGAAUGCUCAGGUAUACACCGGAACCUUGGCACGCACUUGUCACGUGUCCGGUCACUUGACCUGGAUGAUUGGCCUAUAGAACUCAUCAAGGUGAUGUCAUCCAUUGGGAACGAAUUAGCAAACAGUGUCUGGGAGGAGAGUAGCCAGGGACGAAUGAAACCCUCUUCAGACUCCACAAGGGAAGAAAAAGAGCGCUGGAUACGUGCUAAAUAUGAACAGAAGCUCUUCCUUGCCCCGCUGCAGUGCCUGGAACUUUCUUUAGGCCAGCAUCUGCUACAAGCUACAGCUGAUGAGGACUUGAGGACUGUCAUCCUGCUCCUGGCCCAUGGAACCCGGGAAGAAGUGAAUGAGACCUGCGGAGAUGGGGAUGGGCGCACAGCCCUUCACUUGGCAUGUAGGAAAGGAAAUGUAGUGUUAGUUCAGCUCUUAAUUUGGUAUGGCGUGGAUGUUAUGGCCCGUGAUGCCCAUGGGAACACAGCGUUAGCCUAUGCCAGGCAAGCCACAGGCCAGGAAUGCAUUGAUGUUCUCCUGCAGUAUGGCUGCCCUGAUGAGCGCUUUGUCCUGAUGGCUACUCCCAAUUUGUCCAGGAAGAACAAUAACAGGAACAACAGCAGUGGAAGAAUGCCCACCAUCAUCUGAGGAACUUAUUCAUUUCUUCACUGACCUGAGUAACAUCCACAGGCCUCAUACUGCUCCAUUUUCUUCCCAGCUCUGACCUGUGAGUCUUAUACCUCCCCAUCUCCCUUUUCCCCUCAAUCUCUGUCCUCUCCAGAAAAAUCACAUCUGGACAGUGUGAAGGGACCAGAGGAGAAAAGGGGGCUGCAGAAACCCUUUAUUUUAAUAAAAGGUCUUGAAUAAGGAAAACUGAAAAAGGGAGGGGUUGUGAGAGAGAGUGGUAGUGAGGUCUCUAAUUAUAGCACAUGACAUGGGACCAUUUUACUAGUUGUCUUCAGGCAGAGGCUCUACAAGUGUUGAAAGAAGGGGUGGAGGGAGAAGAAAGGAGGAGGAAGAGGAGAUGAAAGAAGAAAUGGUAACUUUCCUUAACUGACAGUUAAGCACAUCAGUACAUUUCACCUCUACCAAACGGAACACUUGGAUUUCAUUCUCUUCUCCGAAGAGCUUGACGGCAUAAAUCAGAAGCAAGCACAGAGUUUGUCAGGUUUGAAGCUCCUAUGAUGGUAUGUGUCAAAUCAGUUGUAGCUAAUCUGUCCAGGGAGAAUACUGGCUUCAUUACACUUGUAUAGUUGAGUUCUUCCAGCAUUACUGCUGUUUAAUAGAACAUGAUUAGUCAUCACGGAGAAAAAAGCAUAUUAGCUGAGGAGGUAGUUACAUGGCACGCUUCGGUGAUUGCUUGGAUGUGAUUGCAAUAUUCUUAGAAGCAUCAUAUUAUCUCAGACAUGUUCUUUCAAGCCCUUGGAGCCCUCCUUUCUAAAUUCACUGUCAUAAUUUAGUAUCUGUUUAAUUUUUCAGUCCAAAGAGAGGAAAUCGGUUGCUGAUUGUUAUUUGACUGCAGUCUCCUUGGUGUAAAAACAAAAUGGAAAAAAUAAAUAAGGAUAACUAUGAAACACAAAAAGAAAUAAUGAAUUCUGCUAAGGAAAAACAUUUCAAGUACAUUUAGUAAAAUAAAUAAAUGCAGUAAAGGCUACUAUUUUUUUUCAGUCACAAGAAAUACGUUCUGUCCUUUUGCCACGUAAGUGUGUUGAGUUUUUUGGUCACUCUUGUGAUGCAUUGCCUAAAUUAUACAGAUUUUGUAUUGUGUCUUUAGAUUAUAUGUAUGUAAAUCUAUUUGAAUAAACAGGUUCAUAAAUAUGCAUUGAUUUUUGUACAGACAAAUGACACCUCUGUUAAUUUAUAAACUAUAAUGGAUGUGAACUAAAUAAUGUGCAAGUAGUUAGGAUCUGAGGUUUACAAAUAAUUGCACAUUGAAAAUAUUCCCAGCAGUGAACUGUAUUUCCAUUUGUUUGAUGCAAACCUUUGAAGAACAUAUCAGAAUCAGGUGAUGGCAUAUUUGGCUUACAAAAAAAAGGUGUACAGUAUCUGUUAGGAAGAAAAGGAGGAUGUCUCUCAGUAGCGUAAACAUAUUUUACAUUAGAAGCUAUGAUGCUUUCACAGACACACAGCCUUGGGGCGGGAGGGGAGAUCAGAUUUGUCUAAUAGCUAAACUUAAUGUCGUUCUCUGAGGUGGGCUUGGCCUGGCUUCUUUGACUCUGAACUUGGCUGCUUUGUGGAGCAACAAUGAUAAUGUGGAAGGAGUUUGGACAGUUCAUCCAUCUACCAGUUUUAAUACUUGAUUCAAUAUUUUAGUAGCACUAGACUGAUGCUGGUUUCUGAAGUCUUCUAAAAACUGAAAUUGUGGCACAGAGAAGUAGAUGGCAAGGUUUCUGGCAAAAAGAGAAGUGAUUUUUAAGUGGCAUAUGGUAAUAUGAAGGUGGGAGAAGGGUGUAUUUCAGGGGAAGUUGAAAUCUGAUCUGAAUCAUGUGGCAGAGGAACAAGUGUAUGAAGUUGGUCAGGUGCACCACAGCACACUGAUUUGCUAAUCUACCUGAUCUUCAUGUAUUUCACGAGUUUCUGUACUUCUUGGGGCUCUGUAUGUCUGUUCAGGUCAGAAUGGGAAGAGAAAAUAAUAAAAUUUAUGUGGACAAAAUUGGGGGCGGGAAUGUAAUAUCCCGUGGGUGUCCAAAAGAGGCAGGUUUGGCCCGAAAGCCAGAGUCCCCCAAUGAUCAGGUGAGAGAAGCCACAAGGGCUCAAGUAGGUGGACAUCGAUGGGCUUUCCUGGCCCUUUAGAAUUCUGUUUUUAUGCUUUGUUGCAAUAGGGGCAUUUAAAGGGGAAUGGAAAAAGCUUUUAAUGUUCGUUUUACCAGCCUAAGCCAGCAGCAUCAUGCGUGCACAUGUGCAUUCAAAAUGAUAAAGCUAUUUUUGGCUGGGUUUUUUUUUUUUUUAAGUAGUUUGCAUAACGGCGCCAUCUUUACUCACACACUGCCGUCUGGACUUAGAUAUUGACAGGUAUCUUCCUCCAACCUUGGAUGACGUCACUAACAUCUACAACUGAACAUGAAACUGCACACUCAGCAUUCUGCUGCUGGGUGUUGGUGAUCUUACCAUCGGUAGCAGGGGACACAGUAACCUGAUCUCCAGUCUCUUGGCAGGCCGGUGAAGUAGGAAUUGAGAGUCUGAUUUCCAGAAGUGCAAACCAGCCCCCUGCUGUUUAAAAUACUUUGUUUUAAAACAAGUUUCCAUUUUUAAGCCUAUAACACAUGCUUUUUCAAAGCUGGUAUUCUUCCAAGUUUAAAAUGCUUUUCCAUUCACCUUUCAAUGAUCUCUUUAAACCAGUCUUCCUAGCAUGAAACAUACCAGGGCACUGAGAAAUAAGGGGAACCAGGCUAAAUUGUAACAAGUGUCUGACACUGUAGAGGUCCAUCAUAUCCUUCUGCGGUAAAGGAAGACAUUCAGAAAUUGUAGCAAAGGAAUCUUUAGAAAAGAAAACUCUACUGUAUCAUAGGAAGGAUGGUUUAUCCAGACAAACAGAAUAUUAACACACUACUUUAGAUAAAGCAGUAACACAGUUGUUUAAAUUAGCACAUCAUUUUCUUAGACAUAUUAGUAAGGGAUGAUCAUAGCAGUGUAGACCAGUGCUUUUGUAGAAUAUGAGAUAGCUUACCUCUUUGUAGUGGCAUAUCCCAAAAGUCAAGGGAUGUCUGCAGGGAAAAUAUACAGCCCAUCCACUUGGUGGCCUUCCCAGUCUUUCAAAGAAAAUGCCACCCAGACAUUGUCCCUGGAGACAAUGUAAUGCGCACUAGAUGUGGAAGGCUUGUCAUUAUUUUGAUAGAUGUGGCGUAGGCCCUGACAAACCUACGUUUUUGUGCUAUCUAAUAUUCAUGCCUGUAACCAAUUCCCCCCUCACCUCCCAUUGAGAUGGGAGGAGUAGCAAAGGGGUUAAUGAGGCACAAGUUACUUAUAUGAGCAGAUUCAGGUACACUUGUCUCCCAGGAAGUUUGAGUCCUCAGGUACUUAUUCAAGGAAGCUUGGUCAGAAAUGGCUGGAAAGGGGUAAGGCACUGCUUGGGCCUUUGGUCUUUAGGACUCACACCGUGAGAGGCAAUGGGACAAGAUCAGGCCAGUGUGAAUAACAUCCCCUGUUUGUUGCUAGCGCUCUGUCUUGUAUAGUAUAAUAUGCACUGUACUUAAAGAAACAACAAAAAUUUCUCGCUUGGUGUUCCAGUCUGUCUCCUAAGUUUAAAACUAAGAAAAGUCUCAUGUUUUCCUUUAUAAGAUAGACCCCAUUUUAUCUCCUUCACACACUAGGGUACAAGGUGCCCAGAGUUGAUGCUUAACAAAUAUCUCCCAGACAUCCAGCAGAGCUAGUCUGACUUUGAUCGGCAUUAGAAGCUGACAUUUUUGACACUAAGCGCUUAUAGGUGAUGUGGUAGCAUUUUGCAGAGGGUGAUCCUGACCCCGCCAAGCCAUUGAAACACAAAAGAUACAGUAAGACUUCUAGACGUCACAGUAAUUUUUUACGCUGAUUCGUCUCUUUUAAUCCGUCCACUUCAGUUCCUCACUUUUGCUUUUAGCCCCUCUUCUUGCGAUUCUGGAACCCACUUACCAGAAUGUUUAUGUCCUUUGAACGUGUUAGGAGCAACUUAAAAACCAAUUGAAGGCCAGGCAAUAAGAAAUCCCAAUAGAAACAUGCUGGGGAGCUAAAUCUAUUUCUGUUUUCUCAAAUAACGGAGAUCCAUAAUGUCACCCAUUCAGCCCUUUUCCUGCUCCCAUUAUCUUCUUUCCUAUCUCCUCUGCAGUUUAUCCACAAGUAAUAAGACACUAAAAUCAAAGCCAUCUUUGCUAUUAGCAUUGGCAUUUCCAUUCUAUUUGUUUUAAUCCAAUUGCUGUUGAACCAUAGAGAUGAGCCUGAUGUGGAACACCUGGGUCUUGAUGUUCCCAGAGUUUGGAAGGCUGCGUUUCAUCUUGUAGACAGAGGGGCCAGAUCCAAACUUCAGGAAAGUUUAGGAUUUUCCAGAUCGGGGGUUUGGUCAGGGCUCCUCUCUGUUUAAUCGAUUUCAAUUUUAUUACUAAAUGGGGGUAGAAGAAUAAAUGCAUCUUGAAAGUGUUGGUGCAUUCUGGUUCACGUGCCAUUUAGAAAGCUGUUUAACUAUUAAUUGGAAAAGGGGGAAGAUUUUUAGGCAUUGCUACCUAGGUACAGUGUAUAACUGGUGUGUAAAGAUUAAUACUGUUUAUUUUGCUGUCUCUUUCCCCCACCUCCUUCAAUUAUACUUUGUAGGGAGCAAAGAGCUUCCCCUUCACUUGAUAUGAGAUUUGCUCAUAGGAAGGGGAAGUUGGGUAAAAUAGGAAAAGUCAGAGAAAGAUUGUGAAUAUAUAAUGUUAAAUACACUCCCCUAAAAAUUGUAUCUAGCACUACAAUGUACCAUUACUCAUGGGGCUGGCACUGAGAGUCCAAUUUGUUGCUAUUUUCAACUUUUAUAUUUGUACAGUGAUCAGGAAAGAUGAAAUAAUAUGUGGGUCUAAUAAAGUAGCAGUAGCUAAGACAAGCACAGAUUUCACAAAAGAUUUCUAAAUAAGUGGAUUCCUUCACUACUGUCUUGGGGAGCCGUGUUUGCACCCCAAGAGGGAACAUGUGUUCAUUCAAGCUAUCACUACUCUACUUUGAGAAUGCAAAUGUAGGGGACCAAAUUUUAAGCAGUUUAGCCCUUGCUUGGGAAAACGCUGAUAAUUCCCUUCAUGUUUUAUAUUAAAGCACCUUUAUUUUCCCACAGUGGGCUAUUAUCGUCAUUAGUGUGUGGGAUCUCUGACCUUUGCUUCAUUAGUCUCAGACCCCUGAUUUAUUUUAACGUCUCUUAUUCCAUUUUUGUAGAUUUGUCAUUUAGAAAGGCAAUCUUUGGCAUUUUAUCUGUUUGCUCCACUGUAAAAGCACUCCUGGUUGCAAUUCUUUUUGAUGAAAGAAUAAAAUAAAUCUCAAGUUUGAAGUUGUGUUUUUCAGAUCAGGGUUUUACCUCUUGCAUAUUGAACUACAAGAAGAAGAAUGGUUAAGUAGUUUGAGUUUGAAGGAAUCUCCUAGCUGGAAAAGAUAUAGAUUACAGGGAAAAUUAUAAAAAGCCAUAGGCAUGUAGAUUUGUUAUAUGACCAUGUUCUGUUUGGUUAUCAUGAACCAGGGUUUUUUUAAAUCUUUGGUGCUCCCAUCUGAUGGAAACUAAUCUUUAUUUGACUGAGUCCAAGUCACAUAUUUUAAGCAGAGGAGAUAAAGGUUUUCAUCAGCAAUUAGUAAUUUGGGUUGCCUAAAUUGAGAAUUUCAGAGGGCUGGGUGCUCAACACUUACUGAAAAUAAGGCCCUAAGACUGGCCCCACAAAAUCACUAGUCGCUUUUUUGGAAAUCAUGGCUUUUGUUGUUUUAUUUCAGGUGACAGCAAUAUAUGGGUGAAUUUGUUCCCUAUACUUGUCCUCUGAGCAUUUUAGAGACUUGUUUAAUGGGCAGAUAAAACAUUUAAAGAUGUUUAUAUUGAACAUGUUUAGCUUUCUUAUUUACAUCUAACAUUUCUGGCACAUCCACAUGACAAAGGUGAGAUUCACUGACUCUCAAAACUUUAGUCUUCUCUCUCCUCUCUUGGCCACCAACCUGUGGGUGUUUGUAUUGAACACCUACUGCUCAUAGUUCUAACAGCUGAGGUUUUGCCAGUGCUCCAGAGCUAGUCAUUUUCAAUAUAGUGUGUAUGUUAGAUUAAAAUGUGAGGGAGAAAGGGGUGUCGGGUGUUAUAAAGCUUUUAUUGGCAUGAGUUUGGAAUGACUGAAUCAUUGACCAGCAGUGAUUACACCAUCAGGUACAUUGUGUGCCGCAUAUUUUACAGAAAAACUGAUCAAUGAUUUCCGGUUUCUGCGAAUACCAAUGGUACAAUUUUUCUUGUAUCCUUCCACCUUUAAAGCCAAGUUAUCUAAGUUAAGGUGGAGGAUGGGAAAAAUGAAUACAUUUUAGAAACCUCUUAAAAAUUAUCUAAAACUUUUUAUAAGUCAUAAUAAUGUCGCUUUAGUCUGAAAUCUUGUGUCUUGUCACAGCUAUAAACAGAUACUCUAGCUGAUUAGAAAAUUGGGUCUGUCCUUGCUUCUCUCCAGUAGUAUUUAAUCUUUUCCUAGUCCUGAUGGACCACAAGAUAUGGGACCUUAAACCUGCCACUGGUGGAGGACUUAAUAUUGCCCAGCCUGUAGAUAAGGCCAGUGUAAUUCUCAAAGCUAAUUCCACAGUUAGGGUGGGGGGAAAUGUGUGGCAGGAAAUGUGUGGCAGGUUCAUUAUGGGGGGGCCAGGGUAUACAAAUGUAAUGGUGGUGGUUUGGCGAGCAGCUCAGUGUUUUGGAAUCUUAGAAUGAGACCCAGUAGAGUUGGAUAAUUACUGGGCAGAGUGCAAGAGAAAUUGGCAAAGUUGCAAGAUAAAGGUAAUGGAUGGAUACUACUAAAUGUAUGAUCUACAAAUAUUUUACAGUCUGUGUAUGCACAUGUUAAUAUAUAUAUAUAUGCUAUAUAUAACACAUGCAAUAUAAUUUUAUAUAUAGUGUGUGUACAUAUAUUUACAUAUAUGCAAAUCUAUAGUGAGUGCCAGGUUUUCAGUUAGGUGUACAUAACUGCACAUUUUCACAUGCCUAAUUUAUGUGCAUGAAUAUGUGCAUGCAUGAAGCAGGUGUUUGCGAGCAUAAAUGAGGCAUGCACAGAUAGAUGCACGGAACUGUGGAUGUCCAGUCAACAGUAGAUGCUGUCUAUGUAGAUAUAAUUAUGCAGAAAGAGACACACAGUAGUACUUUUGGGUGCCCACUGAAUGUAUGGGGUUCUUAGUUCAGAUGAUGGUGGGGCAGGCAACUGGUUGUGAGCGUGGAUUCAGCUCAUUCAGAAAACUCCUUCAAACUAAAGGCGCACACAGUGUCUUUAUCAAAAAAAACCAAACUCACCACAUGUCGCAGGAUAUGCCAACUCUACCGUGAUUAAAAAUGGCAUAGUCAGCCCACAUGGUUAACCACUGUGUUCUAGGCCGCCAUAGUGGUGUGUUUAUAUUCUAUGAAAGAUGAGUAAAAUGUUAGGGUGGGAAAGGGAUGCAGAAGUUGAGAGGGACUCGCCAGUCAGAAGCCCAUUUUGAUAUAUAUAAUUAUGGGGAAAGUGCUGAGAACUUCAGCUGACUGGCUGAAUUGAACUCUGAGAAUGACAGUCUGACCUUCUGCAGCUGUUUUAAAUAAAUGCCAUUUGACGUCUUACUGCCACUUAUAUAAUGUGUGUGUGUAUAUAUAUAUAUAUAGGAUAGUUCAGGAAUCCACUCUGAGGAAGAUGUUUAAAAGAGCACUGUCCAGGUUGAUAGUUCCCUUAGACCUCUCCCUGCCCUUCCCUUCACAUGUUCGUUAGCUAAAUUGUGGCAGUAUAUUAGUUUCUGAAGAGAUUGUAAGCAUCGACUCUAGGGUAUGUUAAGGCACUGCAUAAUAGUGGGCAGUCCAUAAAUAUUAGAUCAUGAUUCACACCAUUGCAGUUUAUAAUCGUGGUAGGGAAAUAAGUUAGAGAGCUCAAACCUGAUAAGGUAAAGAUGCCAGUUCUCUGCAGUGAAGGGAGGUAUGUUGGAAAACACAGCUGUGGGGGUGUAAUAUUUUUUUAAACUUUUUCCCCCUUCUUGUACCUGAACAUCUUCUAGGACAGGAUAAUUCUAGGACAGGAUAAUUCAUAAAAUGACUGAUGUAUUCCAGGCUUGAAUUGGAUUCAAGAUGCACACUGCAGCUUCACACUGGGGUCAUUUUGCCAAUCCACAGAUAAAGUCUGGCUAAAGUGUCCUCUAAAGCACAGCCCUCUCCUCUGUGGAAAUACAAGGCUUCCUGAGCCACAGAAUGAGGGACACAAAUUGGUCCAAUCAACUUUAUUUUUGUUAGGCUAAAGAAAACGUCAAGAUAGUUUUUAAUUGUUACACAGUUUGUACAGCCUGCACAAAGGGAGAGGGAAUAUGUGGACUGAUUGUCUUUUUAAACACUUGUUAGGGAGUUGUGCUGUGUAGAAAAGAUUCGAUAGAUCUUUGUCGUUUCUCACUUCGUCUCUCCUAGGUUUCAUGUUUGCUGUGAGCCCAAUCCUGCAGCCUUUACUAUGGCAAUCCUCCCAUUGGCUCCAGUGGGAUGUAAGCACGACCUUAGGUACUUCGCUGAAUCAGAGCCUGAAUAAGGGCUGCAGGAUCAGGCUGUAAAUCACAAAGGGCUAAAUUCUGGACUCAUUGAAGUCAAGGGGAGUUUUGCCACUGAGAUCAGAAUUUGGCAUUCAAGCCAGCCAGCAUGGCUUUUAAGAUUCCUUUAUUUUGGAAGUCCCAUUGAUCACCCGUUUGUGGUGGUUAAAUUUUUGUGUUUUAUACCUGCCUGAAUGCAAACCUUAGAUUUCUAAACUGUUUUACCGUUCUGUCCCAUUCAGCCGUCAAACCCUUUAGUUUCCCUGCAUUGUCACAUUGGCAUGUUUCUUAAAGUGGGGUUUGGGGGAGUGGGGGAGGGAACCGGUGAAUGGUGAUGCCCAAGAAAUGUUUCUUGGGUAGAGGCAGGAAAUGCCUAGCACACGACAGACUUUAUAGUGUGUUUUUUUUUCUGUUUCUGUAAAUAGUCAUGUAUAAAUGAUGACAAAGCAGUGUGGAAAUUAUUAAAAGAAAAAAAAAGUCUCUUCUGUUGUUGUUUUUAUAUUACCUCAUUCAGCAAGUUUGUUUUACAAUGACGCAAUGAUGCUUUAUUUAUAUUGUUUGUACUGUAAUUAAAACAAUUGACAGACAUUUCACUUUGCUUGUUGUUUCAUAUGAUCUUGUUUUGAUUAAAUAUGCCAGUUUGUAUUAUGUUUCCCCUCAACCCGUGCUCCACCUUGAGAUUUUUGUGUCAGCUGUACAGUAUUCUGAGUUUUUAAAAAAAAUGUAAAGUAAUGCAGAGAGGGACUGCCAUACUGUAUAGGUCUCUUUCUAAUAAAGACAACAAAACAUA
Messenger RNA from Malaclemys terrapin pileata, 12172 nucleotides. RefSeq names its product ArfGAP with GTPase domain, ankyrin repeat and PH domain 1 (gene AGAP1). Gene Ontology annotation, molecular function: GTP binding; protein binding; GTPase activator activity. Gene Ontology annotation, cellular component: nucleus. The coding region runs from base 259 to 2847 and encodes 862 amino acids. The transcript is spliced from 19 exons. NCBI's taxonomy places the organism in Eukaryota, Metazoa, Chordata, Testudines, Emydidae. The record is from RefSeq and is a predicted model, not a curated record.